This is a messenger RNA of Manis javanica (Malayan pangolin), 1535 nucleotides long. RefSeq names its product methionyl aminopeptidase type 1D, mitochondrial (gene METAP1D). The record is from RefSeq and is a predicted model, not a curated record. Gene Ontology annotation, molecular function: metalloaminopeptidase activity. NCBI's taxonomy places the organism in Eukaryota, Metazoa, Chordata, Mammalia, Pholidota, Manidae. Gene Ontology annotation, biological process: proteolysis.
AAGAUCUGGGGAAAUUGUCAAGGUAGAAGAAGAGCCAACACACACACGUAUAAUAUACUUUUAUACACGUGGAUGUAUAUGCUCCACCAAACCUCUCCAGUCCAGGUACCCACUCGCUGUCUACUCACCUUGUAAUCACCUAUUGAUAUGGAAAUGAACUACUCUCCACCCCUUGGAAACGCCUAUUGAUAUGGAGAUGGACUAAGGCCAGGUUGUCAUAGAAUGUUCUCUUCACCACUCAAUCAUAUCUACUUACACAAGCAGUCAAGCAGUCAACAAAGAAGAAAUUUCUUUUUCCGGAGACAAAGAGAUAUUUCACACAGUAUAGUUUCACCGGCGGCAGUUUCUUCAGCUCAUCCAGUCCCUAAGCGCAUAAAGAAGCCAGACUAUGUGACGACAGGCAUUGUACCCGAGUGGGGAGACAGCAUAGAAGUUAAAAAUGAAGAUCAGAUUCAAGGGCUUCAUCAAGCUUGUCAGCUGGCCCGUCAUGUCCUCCUUCUUGCUGGGAAGAGUUUAAAGGUUGACAUGACAACUGAAGAGAUAGAUGCUCUUGUUCAUCAGGAAAUCAUCAGUCAUGAUGCCUAUCCCUCACCUCUAGGCUAUGGAGGUUUUCCAAAAUCUGUUUGUACCUCUGUAAACAAUGUGCUUUGUCAUGGUAUUCCUGACAGUCGACCUCUUCAGGAUGGAGAUAUUAUCAACAUUGAUGUCACGGUCUAUUACAAUGGCUACCAUGGAGACACCUCUGAAACAUUUUUGGUGGGCAAUGUGGAUGAAUGUGGUAAAAAGUUAGUGGAGGUUGCCAGGAGGUGUAGAGAUGAAGCAAUUGCAGCUUGCAGAGCAGGGGCUCCCUUCUCUGUAAUUGGAAACACAAUCAGCCACAUAACUCAUCAGAAUGGUUUGCAAGUCUGUCCACAUUUUGUGGGACAUGGGAUAGGAUCUUACUUUCAUGGACAUCCAGAAAUUUGGCAUCAUGCGAAUGACAGCAAUCUACUCAUGGAGGAGGGAAUGGCAUUCACCAUAGAGCCUAUCAUAACCGAGGGGUCCCCUGAUUUUAAAGUCCUGGAGGAUGCAUGGACUGUGGUCUCCCUGGACAACCGAAGGUCGGCACAGUUUGAGCACACUGUUCUCAUCACGUCGCGGGGCGCGCAGAUCCUGACCGAACUGCCCCACGAAGGCUGAGGAGAAGACCGAAGGUCGCAGAGGCCGGGCGCCUUUUAUCUUACUGCUGAAAUCCCGCCGGAGAACUUGUGGAAGAAACAGGCGAGCGGCAGGUCGCUCAGUAACAUAACCGGCUCCUAGCAGCGUCUUGGAAAGACCCGGUGGGGGUUGGGGGCAGUUGGGAACUCCGGUCUGAAGUCCUGCAAUUGCCGUGCCACUUGGGAGGGAGGAUCCCGGCGCGCAGUUCGGCUUCCCAGCGCGGAAAACGCUUCUGGCGGGGAAUGGGGACGUCCUCGUUUGGAAGACGAGGGGUUCCCAGAGAUGCAUGGUUUUCUCUUUCCAUGUCUUGACUGCCCAAGUAAAAAGCUUUCACCUCC